Chaetura pelagica (chimney swift) is the source of this 1547-nucleotide messenger RNA. RefSeq names its product RNA binding motif protein 22 (gene RBM22). NCBI's taxonomy places the organism in Eukaryota, Metazoa, Chordata, Aves, Apodiformes, Apodidae. Gene Ontology annotation, cellular component: U2-type catalytic step 2 spliceosome; Prp19 complex; U2-type catalytic step 1 spliceosome. Gene Ontology annotation, molecular function: metal ion binding; pre-mRNA binding; U6 snRNA binding. Bases 1 to 1260 code for a protein of 419 amino acids. The record is from RefSeq and is a predicted model, not a curated record. The transcript has 11 exons.
AUGGCGGCGUCUGCUGCAGCCGGGCCGCUGAGGAACCGAGAUUUCCAGAACGACUUCCCCAUUCUGUGCCAGACAUGUCUUGGAGAAAACCCCUAUAUUCGAAUGACCAAAGAAAAAUAUGGAAAAGAAUGCAAGAUCUGUGCCAGGCCUUUCACUGUGUUCCGCUGGUGCCCUGGGGUUCGGAUGCGCUUCAAGAAGACAGAGGUGUGCCAGACCUGCAGCAAGCUGAAGAAUGUCUGUCAGACCUGCCUGCUGGACCUGGAGUAUGGUUUGCCUAUUCAAGUCCGGGAUGCAGGACUCUCCCUAAAGGAUGAGAUGCCUAAGUCUGAUGUCAACAAGGAAUACUACACCCAGAACAUGGAACGGGAGAUAUCCAAUUCUGAUGGCACCAGGCCGGUUGGUGCACUGGGAAAAGCUACUUCCACCAGUGACAUGCUUCUGAAGCUGGCUCGGACCACCCCGUACUACAAACGGAACCGUCCUCACAUCUGCUCCUUCUGGGUCAAAGGAGAAUGCAAGAGGGGAGAAGAGUGUCCCUACAGACACGAGAAGCCGACAGAUCCAGACGAUCCUCUGGCUGAUCAGAACAUCAAGGACCGUUACUAUGGAAUUAAUGAUCCUGUGGCUGAUAAACUUCUGAAACGAGCAUCAACCAUGCCUCGUUUGGACCCCCCGGAUGACAAGACUAUUACAACACUCUAUGUUGGAGGACUUGGAGAUACUAUCACUGAGUCAGAUCUCAGGAAUCACUUCUACCAGUUUGGGGAGAUCCGGACGAUCACGGUGGUGCAGAGGCAGCAAUGUGCCUUCAUCCAGUUUGCCACCCGGCAGGCGGCAGAAGUGGCUGCUGAGAAAUCCUUCAACAAGCUCAUUGUCAACGGCCGCCGCCUCAACGUCAAGUGGGGAAGGUCCCAGGCAGCAAGAGGAAAAGAAAAGGACAAGGAAGGUACUACAGAAUCUGGGAUAAAGCUGGAGCCAGUUCCAGGACUUCCUGGAGCUCUCCCACCUCCUCCAGCUGCAGAAGAGGAGGCUUCUGCAAAUUACUUUAACCUGUCUCCCAGUGGCCCUCCAGCUGUGGUAAACAUUGCCUUGCCACCUCCUCCUGGCAUUGCGCCACCACCACCUCCAGGUUUUGGACCACACAUGUUCCAUACCAUGGGGCCCCCUCCUCCCUUCAUGCGAGCCCCUGGCCCCAUUCACUACCCAUCCCAGGAUCCCCAGAGGAUGGGUGCCCACGCAGGGAAGCACAGCAGCCCCUAGCAGGCCAUGCCACCCUCAUCCUUGAAGUAAAUGCUAUUUUCUAGUUACCAUGGUAGCUCCAUAUGUUGAGGUGUGGGUGAGCUAGAGCAGCCUUAUUUCCCUGCUUGCAGACACUGGGCGAGCUGAGCUCCAUGUCUCCACUAGCUGAUCAGAUCAUUGAUACAUCCCAGAUCUUUCGUUUAGUGUUUGGGGGGGGUGGGGGGCAGGGGAUCAGGUGUACCAGAACUACAGUGCUAUUCGUGUAUCCCCUUUGCACAGUUUUGAAAUAAACUUCCAGAAAAAUGAAA